AUGAAUGACAUACCAGCUCCAAGUCUUGUUAAAUAUAGUAAUCCAAUUCUCAUACCAAACAGUUAAAAAAAAUAAGUCAAAUAAUCACCCCCUAAUAAUACUGAAGACAUUUUGAAUGCAAUUCUACUUCCCAGAGAAUUUAAUCAUCAGAAAAAUUAAUUACAAAUUUAAUGUGUUUCUCCUUCACCUUCUAUUAAAUAAGAUGUGCUAGAACUAUAAGAUAAAUUAGAUAAAUGGUUAUCGUAAAGACUUGCAAGAGAGACUGGUUUAUGUCCAAUUAGGGAGGAGUUAUAUUCAUAAUGUUUUGAUGAAUGA
Paramecium primaurelia is the source of this 315-nucleotide messenger RNA. Lineage: Eukaryota; Ciliophora; Oligohymenophorea; Peniculida; Parameciidae. The record is from the annotation of a GenBank genome assembly.